Colletes gigas is the source of this 1533-nucleotide messenger RNA. It is a transcript of the gene Iyd, whose product is annotated as iodotyrosine deiodinase 1. The transcript is spliced from 4 exons. Gene Ontology annotation, molecular function: oxidoreductase activity. The coding region runs from base 55 to 945 and encodes 296 amino acids. NCBI's taxonomy places the organism in Eukaryota, Metazoa, Arthropoda, Insecta, Hymenoptera, Colletidae. The record is from RefSeq and is a predicted model, not a curated record.
UCGAGUAGAAUACGGCAAUUUCAACGUCGAAACGAAUUUUGAAUUUCUCUUAAAAUGAUUUCUGAAUUGUUACCAUUUUGGACGAAAUACUGGCACCACGUGCUGAUCGGUAUUAUUUCUUAUAGUUUUUUAAAAAUAUUUUACAAAGUAUCGAAGAAGAGCGCCCUUUUCAUUAAAAAUGACAAAAAUAGAUCUGAAAUUUUAAAUAAUACUAUGGAGCAACUAGAAGACUCUAGCAAAGAAAGUUUAGAAGAUAGCGAGGAACCUGUACUACCAAAAGACUUAGAACAUAUUCUGUACGAAUAUAAAAAAUUCUCUGAAGCAGAGAUACUCCAUAGAGCAUCUGAAUUUUAUAAAAUAGUAGCGGCUAGGAGAACUAUAAGAUUUUUCAGUCCAGACCCCGUACCAAAAGAAGUCAUACGUGAGAUAAUAAAAGCUGCAGGCACUGCGCCUAGUGGUGCACAUACAGAACCAUGGACAUUCGUAGCGGUAUCAAACCAAAAGGUGAAGGAACAAAUAAGAUGCAUUGUAGAGAAAGAAGAAGAAAUAAACUACAAACAAAGAAUGGGAGUAAAGUGGACCACUGAUUUACUUCCAUUAAAAACUAAUUGGAUCAAAGAAUAUCUGACCACUGCUCCUUACUUGUUGCUCAUAUUUAAACAAACUUACGGAAUUUUGCCCAAUGGAAAAAGAAAAGUUCACUAUUACAAUGAAAUAAGCACAUCCAUGGCAUGUGGUAUUCUCCUUACGGCUAUACAGUAUGCAGGUUUGGUAACUCUGACUUCUACUCCUUUAAAUUGUGGACCUGCUAUCCGCAACAUUCUUGGACGUCCUCCUAAUGAAAAGCUUGUUGUACUACUGCCAGUUGGAUAUCCAGCAAAGGAUGCUACAGUGCCUGCUCUUCAACGAAAACCUCUAUCUGAUAUUUUAGUCGAAAUUGAUUAACGCAUAUGUAAUAACAAAAUCGUGGAUUCGCAUCUAAUACUCCAUCAGAAUUAUGCUUGCUUAUGGGAUAAUAUAAAAUGAGUACACAUAAUCAUAGAUUUAUACAAAUCCUAUGUUUUAUAAAAAAACUUAUAUUUUUCUUGAGUAUUGUUUGUUACUUAUGAAUACCUUAUAUUACACUUUCGCAAAUAUAUAUUAUUUAUCGUAAUUAUAGAAUAUAGUUUUCCUUGGUCACAACAUGACUUCCGAUCUUAUAAAGUUAUCCUAAAAUGUUCAAAAGGGAAACUAAUCCCUGAAAUAUAGCACCCAAAGAAGUUCUAUCGUUAUGUAUUAUGUAUUAUCUUCCUGUACUUGGAAAAUUUUUCAUGGCACACAAUAAGACUGUCUAAAGUUAGCGAUUCGGUUUGUACAAACUAAUGUUUAUUCAAAUUUGCAUACAGUGUGUUAAAAAUAAGCAAUAUAAAAUGUAAAUUCACCACGUUUAAUCAAUUCAAACUCAAAAUGUUUAUAGACUAAUUUUCAUGACACCUAGUACACAAUUCUGUGUCGUUAAGCGACCCUAAGAUUACUGAAUAAAAAAAAAAAGAA